Molecule: messenger RNA, 2688 nt
Organism: Diaporthe citri
Lineage: Eukaryota; Fungi; Ascomycota; Sordariomycetes; Diaporthales; Diaporthaceae
Exons: 4
Coding region: 1-2688 (895 amino acids)
Cellular component (GO): cytoplasm; nucleus
Molecular function (GO): ubiquitin binding
Source: RefSeq, a predicted model, not a curated record
AUGUCUGACGUACAAGCAAGACCAGCCGCCUCGCGCGGCAGGGGCUCUGGUCGAGGCGGAAGAGGUGGCUUCACCAGCAGGGGAGGACGAAACGCCUCUCGCUCCGCUGCAGCUGCAACCAACGGCGACCCAAAGCACGACUUUGAAUCCAACGCCCUACCAACCCUCGAGGACCAAGGAGAGAUUGGCGACCUGAACAAGACCUUCGGCUCCAAGGUCUCGCUCAUCAAGGAGGUCUUCCCAGACUGGUCAGAGGUCGACAUCCUGUACGCUCUUAAGGAGACCGACGGCGACGAAACUUCGACCAUCGAGCGCAUCGCCGAUGGUACCAUCUCACAGUGGGGCGAGGUCUCCAAGCCAAAGGACAAGAAGGCCAAGUCUAAGGCUAAGGACAACACCUUCACCACCACGACUGGCGCCGAUUCCCCAGCCGUCACGACUGCCCGAACCACUCGAGGUGGCCGAACCGAUGGCGCACGUGGCCGUGGCCGUGCUACCGAGCGCGGCGCCCGCGGUGCCGCCCGUGGCAGAUCUUCAACCGCGACGACCAAUGGGCGCCUCAGGGAGAACCAGCCUCUGUCCGUCCCCACAGAGGACUCCAACGCCUGGGAUGCCACCAAGAAUGACAAUGACGGCGGCUGGGCUGCUGGCGCUGCUGCUGUUGCCGCCGAGAGCGCUUGGGAUAGCAAUGCCGCCUCUGAUACCACUUCUGCUGCUCCUCCUCCUGCUGCUAGACCCGCCGCCGCUCCUGAGCCUGCUCAGUCGACUGUCAUCCCUCAAGGGACCGCAAAGACCUGGGCCAGCAUGCUCCGACAGUCGACCGCCCUGAAGCCCGCACCUCAGCCCCCCAAAGAGGCUCCUGCCCCCGUUCCAGAAUCCGAGCCCGAGCCCGCUGUCGAACCUCUCCCCGCCCCUGACGAGCCUCCCGCACCGGCGCCUGAGCCCGCCGCCGAACAGAUCGCUGAGCUUUCUGCUGAGCCUGCGCAAGAGCAAGCUCCUGCAGAGAAACCUAUGGUAGUCGUGCCAGAAGUUGCUUUGACGCCCUCCCAGGACCAGUUGACUGAGACGAACCUUGAGCAGGUUGUCGACGAAUCCCACCCACCUGUGACAGAGACAGCUGCCAGUGAGACCGCCGACUCGUGGGACCCGCGAGCCUCCACCGUCAGCGCAAACGCAACGCCGAUCUCCGCCUCUCACGCCCAGCACCAGGGCUCAGAAGGCACCCACGACCAGACCCAACGGCGGUUCCUGAACCAGGAAGAGGCUGUGCGCAUGCCCCAGGCAGCCAACCAGCAGCUGGAGCGCGCUACCGUCCAGUUUGGUGCCUUUAACCUGAACGGAAGCGAGGACGACAUUGAUGCUCCGGUAGCCCAGCCACCGAUUCAGCCAGCCGUACAGCAGCAGUACGGUCGAUUCGGCCAGCCAACCGCCCAGGAGCAGCAGUCCCCGUUCCCUCAGAAACCUUUCGACUCGUACAGCCAGGCCAACCCAUCUGCGGCCCAAUCCCAGUUCGAGGGCUUCCCAAGUCAGCAGCAGUCGCAGCCUCAGAACCAGCAACCCGGUGGUGCUUACAGCUCCUCGGCCGACCAGUAUUCCUCCUUCUACACCGCUGAUCAGCAGAACCGCAACCCGUACAACUACUACGGGCAAAACUACGGCCAGCAGCAGCAGACGAGCCAGGCCCCACAGGACAGCGGUCUCGCUGCACGGGCUGGCUUUGGUGGAUACGGCGCCUCGCAGGGUGAUUUGGCCAGCCAGUACCCUCAGAGUGCUAACCAGUCCCGAUUUGGGGCCGCCGUUGCUCAGGACCCGAAUAGCGGUAACACCACGCCCAACCCAACUGCUCAAGGCCAGCAGCCAACGGCCCCUAGCCACCCGCAGGGCCUCGCCGGUCAGCAUCAACAGCAGCAGCAGCAGCAGCAUGGGAAUCAGUUCUACAAUCAACCAUACUAUGGACAGUUCUACUCCAACUACAUGAACCAAUACGGUGGCUACGGCCAAGGUGGUUUCCCAUAUGGCAAGGGUGGCGGCCUCUAUGGUCAGCCACACCACUAUGGGAUGUCUCAGCAACAGACCCCGUUCGAACAUGGAUCGUCGCCUGCGACUGGAUAUCCACAGUCUUCUCUGCACCGCAACGAUAGCGGUGGCGUCGGGUCUGGCCUAGGCGACUACGGCCGCGCAGGGUCCGCACAGUCGGGUGCUCAGCCCGGCCUUGGAAGUGCCGGCUUUGGGGGCAUCCACGACACCUUUGGCCGUGGGGUUUCCUAUGGCGCCCAAGCGGGUCAGUCGUUCAACGCACCCGCCACUCAGCCGGCUGCGUCCAGCGCUGAGAAACUGGAGCCAUAUGGCGACGCCAAGGCAGCAAGUGGGCCCAGCCCUUCACUCGUUGGAGCCAGGCCCGGCUCUGCCACCAAUACCGGCCCGUCCCAGGCUGGUCUCCCCCCUCCGCAGUCUGCCCAGCCGGGCAUGGGAUACGGCGGCUAUCCCAGUCACCUGCAGGGCCACGGCGGCCUGCAUGGCGCCCAGUCUGCAGCGACAGGCUACGGCAUGGGGGCAGGAUCCGGCCAGGCCCAUCAGAACAGCCCCUACUCUGCCUACGGCGGUUUCGGUGGCAAUAGCUACUACGGCUCCGGAGGACCUCGCCAUGGCGGCUGGGGCUCGAACUAUGGUGGAGGCAGCAACUUUUAG